AUGAAACAUCACCCCCGAGAAGAAGACUGCGACGUGUCAACAAAGAAAUGGGGUUCCUUAGCCACCGAUGUACGAGAUAGCGAGGAAUGCAUCCUCGGUUGCCGCCAGAGGUUCGUCUCGGGUGUACUUGCGGAGUCGGGGAAGCCGUCGACUGCUAGUCUGGCAGUAGAGACGACCGAUGAGUUGUGCGAGGUGCUCGCCUCUUCAGCCGAUCACAGUGGCGCUGAGAGGAUCUCUGCCUUUUAUCGGCUGUAUUGUUCUAAUGUCGACAGGAUCAUAAACGAGUGUCAUAGCAAAGGAUAUACGGAUCUCCGGGACCCGGGUCUUCCAAAUACCGACUUCGAAUGCCCAGAUUCCUCCGUCUACCAACCGGGCGAGAAGAAAGCCUGCUCCGCCAGCCUCAGAGCAGCAGGUCUCGAGGACUCUUCGGCACCCAGCCCAGCCUCAGCCCCUCCGUCAACCCAACCGGCUUCGUCUCUACACCCAUCUCUCACACCGUCUGCAACUGGCGCCACAUUUCCAGAAGAAAACCUCACCGCCAGCGCUGACGGCGCAAGCCCAUCCUCUUUAGGAACCAAAUCCGGAAUGGGCCCCGGCGUAAAAGCGGCCGUGGCUGUCGCAUCCAUCGCUGCCUUCCUCGCAGUUCUCAGCUUCUUCGUCUGUUUGUGGCGCCGUCGUAAACGCCCUCUUCCAUCCGCCCCAAACGAGUACAGAUGCAGCUUCCGUUCCAGGAUCAAGCACGGAGGUGAGAGUAUAACAACCGCUCCGUCAUCCUUUACCGCCUCUCCGACCAGCUUCAUCUCUCCUCCGCCGCCACCAAAAUCCUCCUCUUCCACAACACUUGGAAACGGUGGGCCUUUAUCAUCUCCGUUACGUCUCAAGGACAGGAAACUCCUCCCUACGUUCGUAAAUGAUGCCGCUCGCAAACCACCGCACGGUAACCGCCAUAGAUUGGCUCGUUCCCCGAGCGAUUCCUUUCCCACGUCGCCUCUUUGUGCGCCAACGACGAGUAAGCUCGAACCAAGACUUGAACGCGGUCUCUACUCGGGUUCCAAGCCGACUCCUUUCCACAACCACGGGACCCAGGGAGGAAUACCAAUAAGCAGGAGCGCGAGCACUACUGGCUCCGUAUCCGGCACCACUACUACCACAGCUUCAUCUUCCUCCACGCCUGUUGUCGUCGGCGGAGCAAUACCGCCUCCUCCCUCAUCACCUACACGUCCGCCUAGACCACACGACACACCAUUGGAAAUCCCGGGCCUCGUCACUCCCGCCACAAGUCCCCGCGCUUUACAGAGCCCGGCAGUUCCCCCGCCAGCCUUGCCGCGGGAUAUAGGCGUCGCGGUAAGCAGUAGAGACAAAGGGCCAUCCGGCCAAACGAUCUCCGCGGAGUCGAGUAGCUUAUACGACCUGACGGAGCAGUGUGCGCGAGAAGAGAGGGAAAGCUGGGGUAUGUUCCGCACCGCGGGCGGAGGUGCGCCGGGUGUUUCGGUUUCGGCUUCGGGGAAAGAGGGUGGCUUGGCGAGUCCGGUGUUGGGCGAAGGUGAGCUGGAAAGGAUGGGCGGCAAGUAUAAUUGA
Scedosporium apiospermum is the source of this 1578-nucleotide messenger RNA. RefSeq lists its product as uncharacterized. Lineage: Eukaryota; Fungi; Ascomycota; Sordariomycetes; Microascales; Microascaceae. The transcript has 3 exons. The record is from RefSeq and is a predicted model, not a curated record. The coding region runs from base 1 to 1578 and encodes 525 amino acids.